AUGAAGGUACGUUUAGACAGCUCUCACCGCCAGAUCGCCGUAGAAGGGUGCUUGCAUGGAGAGUUGGAUGCCAUCUACAGGGAUAUUCUUGAGAAUGAGCGUGAAACGGGCGAACAGGUCGACCUCGUCCUGUUGUGUGGAGAUAUCCAGGCCCUUCGCAGCGAGGCCGACCUUCCUAGCUUGGCCGUGCCUGAAAAGUACAAGAGACUAGGCGACUUUCCUUCCUACUAUUCCGGGGAGAAAACAGCACCGAUCCUUACGCUUGUGAUUGGUGGAAACCAUGAGGCAAGCAAUUACAUGUGGGAACUGUACUAUGGAGGAUGGAUUGCCCCGAAUAUAUACUACAUGGGAUCGUCAGGAUGCGUUGAAGUCAAUGGACUGGUCAUUGCUGCUGCAUCAGGUAUCUACAAGAGCCAUGACUACAUGCGUGGGCGCUUUGAACGCCAGCCCUAUUCCAUGAGCGACCUUCGAAGCAUGUACCACACACGGGCUUUUGACAUUGCAAAAUUGAGUCUACUCUCUAGUCCAGAUAUCUUCAUGUCGCAUGAUUGGCCGAAUGGCGUUGAGCAGUGGGGUGAUGUACAGGAGCUUAUCCGCAAAAAGCCCUUCUUCCGCGAAGAAAUUUUGUCUUCUUCUCUAGGCUCACCACCACUACAGACCCUCUUGUAUGAGCUGCAACCUAGGUACUGGUUUUCGGCGCAUCUUCAUGUCCGUUUCGCAGCACACGUAAUGCACGGACAUGCCCCAUCUGGGACAAGUCUCGCGGGCACCUCGAAUCCCGAAGCGCUGGAUAUAAACGAUGUCGACGACGAAAACGACUCUGACGGUAUAGCGGAAGACACCGAUGUGCCUUCACGCACGACAGAGUUUCUGGCGCUCAGUAAAUGUACGCCUCGGGGCGACUAUCUUCAUUUCUUUCACUUGGACGCACCUGAGGCAGCCCCACCGAGUAAAAUUGGCGAGCGGUCUCAGGUCACAUUUCGGUUUCACGAACCAUGGUUGGCUAUCACCAAAGCCAUGGACCCCUAUUUCUCACUGCAAAGAUACCAGCAACCCAUACCGCCAAUCCAGGACAAAGGUCUCCGUGAUAGUCUGACCAGGGAAGAGAAGUCCUUAGCAACACGAUGGGCAAGCGCCGGGAAACACGCUUUGGAUAUACGCCAGGUGCAGUCUUUCUCACGAACAGCUCCGUUAAACGACUCGACCCCUGCCAUCUACCGGAACCCGCAGACAGCGGCGUUCUGUGAAUGGCUUGGGAUUCCUAACAGAAUUAAUAUUCAAUCCAUGCCAGAAAUGACCCCUAUGAAUACCGACCUAAACGACCCAUGCUCCCCAAGUAAUGAGGUGGCCAGAAUACGCCAAGCGGCUUUCGAUCGUAAGCGUAAACGUGCACAGGGGCCUGCGCAGCCGGCACGCAACACUGAGCGAGUGAGCAAAUAA
Molecule: messenger RNA, 1440 nt
Organism: Malassezia sympodialis ATCC 42132
Lineage: Eukaryota; Fungi; Basidiomycota; Malasseziomycetes; Malasseziales; Malasseziaceae
Gene: DBR1
Exons: 3
Coding region: 1-1440 (479 amino acids)
Biological process (GO): mRNA splicing, via spliceosome
Cellular component (GO): nucleus
Molecular function (GO): RNA lariat debranching enzyme activity
Source: RefSeq, a predicted model, not a curated record